Microdochium trichocladiopsis is the source of this 3582-nucleotide messenger RNA. Its product is annotated as putative nuclear protein SA-1. The transcript is spliced from 3 exons. The record is from RefSeq and is a predicted model, not a curated record. Gene Ontology annotation, cellular component: nucleus; chromatin; cohesin complex. Gene Ontology annotation, molecular function: chromatin binding. Bases 1 to 3582 code for a protein of 1193 amino acids. Gene Ontology annotation, biological process: sister chromatid cohesion. Lineage: Eukaryota; Fungi; Ascomycota; Sordariomycetes; Xylariales; Microdochiaceae.
AUGGACGCAGACGAUAACGCGACGACAUCGCCUGCACCCGCGACGCAGCAGCGACGAUCUGGACGCGCCGUGCGUGCUGUGCAAAAAUACUCGCCAGAGCCGUCGUCGCAAAACAACGCGAAGCGCAAGCGCGGACACGACCAGGAGGACGGCGACGAGGAGAAUGACGCGCCGGACGCCGAGGACGAAGAAGGCAGUGGUGCCGAGGAGGAGGCGGAGGAGGACGAUGGUGGCGCAGAUGAUGCCGAAGACAGCGACGAGCCGACACCGCGGCCCAGGAAGACAAAGUCCAAACCCAAGGCGAGCCAGCAACAGUCCCGAGCAAAGAAGCCUGCCGUCAAACGGCCGAAGGUGAAUGGCUCAGCGCCUGAAGGCGUCGCAUCCGCUGCCGCGCCCAUUCGUCUGCCUAGCAGGACCAAGAAGAAUGUGAAACUGGCUGUCGCGGAGGGCGACGAUGGUCUCUAUGGCGAAAUCUUUGCCUCCGGCGACUCGUCCGAUGACGUGGCCGGCCAAUGGUUCCAGCGAUACCAGAACAACGACGCUGAGGCGAUGGCUGAGUUGGUCAACUGCGUUCUCCGCGCCGCCGGCUGUGAGCACAAGCUAAAUGAGGACGACAUUCGGGAUCCCGAUAAUUCGGCCGCCAGACUGACAGAGCUGGAGGAAGCUUUUGAAUCGACUGCGAUCACCGACUAUCCCCUGAUCUCACGAACGAAAGGCACCAAGGACUUCCGCAGCCUGCUCUUGGGUUUCUUUGAAUCCCUGAUUAGUCUACUACACCAGACCGAAGUGCUUUACACGGACGAGGAGCUUCUCGACAACAUCCAGCGUUGGAUCGGCACAAUGUCAUCUUCUGCCUUGCGACCGUUUCGACACACCGCCACGACUGUGGGCUUAGCUAUGCUCUCAGCCCUCAUCGAGGUUACGAAGCAGCUGGACGAGCGGAUCACAAAGUCCAACCAAGCCAUCCAAGCCGAGUCAAACCGCAAGGGAAAAAACAAGACGCUCGUCGAGAACACAAAAAUUGCCCUUGAGAGCGCGAUCGCCAAUCGCAGCAUGGUCGACGCCAAGUCAAAAGAUUUGUUCGAUAUUGUGUUUGUCCACCGCUACCGAGAUAUCGACCCGAAAAUUCGCGCAGAGUGCAUCGAAGCUCUUGGCACGUGGAUUUGCACGCUUCCGACUGUAUACAUGUCACCAGAAUACCUGCGCUACCUCGGCUGGCUCCUUUCGGAUGUUUCGGUCACCACGCGACAGGAAGUGCUAAAGCAGCUUGGACGGGUCUUGAAACGAGACGCGGACAGUCUUGCACACUUCAUUGACAGAUUCCGGCCGCGGCUCGUCGAGAUGGCGACCCGCGAUGCAGAUGUCUCUGUGCGCGUGGCGGCAGUCUCUGUUGUCGACGUUUUGCGUGCAUCUGGCAUGCUGGAGCCGGAAGAAAUCGACUCGGUCAGCAGGCUAUUGUUUGACUUCGAGCCUCGAGUCCGGAGGGCUGUUGUUGGCUUCUUCACCGAGCUCGUACAAGAAGUGAUUGAGUCCAAAAUAGACGACAUUGGUGGUAGCGAUGCACUUGACGAAGCGCUCGGAGACGACGACGAUAAUGAGAACUACGAGGCGAUUCGGAAAGACUGGAUCAACAUCAAGGCGCUCGCAGAAAACCUGGCUGUCUAUGACUCGCAGCUUGAUGGCGAGCAAGACGAUCUGCGGCAUGGUCUUGAUGUUGCAGCAGAUGUUGUCAACGCCAACACGCCAGACUCGCGGAUCGCACUGGCAGCGCAAGCUCUUUACGAAAAGGUGCCGGAGAUCAACAAUUGGCAGAUUCUAGCCGGUUACCUCCUGUUUGAUCACACGACGAGCUCCAGGUCGAACUCCAGGUCAAAGAAGUCGAACACGAUCGAGGCAGCACUGAAAAAGGUCGUCGCACCCGAACCUCGUGAAGAAGCCAUCCUGCUCGAGGUCCUUGCAACCGCUGUGAAGGAGAGUCUGAGCUCUGGGUCCGAUGGCCACGACCGGAGCAGAAGGAAGGCAGCACGGCCGGAUGCCGAUGCGCAAGAGGAAGCCAGCCUUCAGCUAGCCGAGAUGAUUCCACAGCUGCUGAACAAGUUCGGACCAGACCCGGCGAUGGCUGCUACUAUUCUGCGUCUUGAGCAUUACCUCGAUCUGGAUAUCUUCCAACAUCUGCGUCAAAACUCGAUUACAUAUGAAAAGAUCCUGGACGAGAUCACGAUCCAGUUCAACCGCCAUGUCGACCAGGUUGUCCUCAACGAGACGGCUGCCUCUUUGAUUCACGCAAGACAGUACGAAGAGUUUGAAGAGGCUGUCGAUGGCAAGCUGUCAGGUUUGUGGGAUACAUCGAUCAAUGCGCUCCGCGCCUUUGACAAGACCUGCGAGCUGUCGACCCGUGGCAACCUUGAUCGCGCCAAGCUCUCGGAGCUAUCCCAUACCCUGAUGAAGAUCAGCAAACUCUGCACAGUCGCCAACUGCACCGAUGUCCUAGAGGCUCCUGGCACGUCUAUUGACUCGGACUCGCCGACCAUCAAGCUGCUCAUUGGAACAGUGCACCGCGGCAAGUUGGUUGAGUCCAAUGAGAAUCUCGAUGAUCCCGAGGAUGAGCUGGUCGGUUUUGCCAUCAAGGCGUCGCAGUUCUAUUUCAUGUGGAAAGUCACAAAGCUCCGAAGCAUAAUAGCCAAGGGUGAAGACAUCUCAAACGAUGAGGUAGACCGGCUAGUAUUGUGGCGCAAGGAGUUUAUCACGAACCUGAUCCACACUUUCUCGUCUCGAGGCUUCAAUGACGACCUGCGUCUCAUGGCUGUUGGCAGUGCCUGCGAUGUGUGUGGCAUAUUCGUAUUCCUGCGCGACGCAAUCAAUGGUCCUCAGGCGUCAAAGUACGGAAAGCUCAAGCCACUCCUCGAGGAGAUGCCACAUGCACUGAUCACCAAGGAAAUCAUCCCGAUCUUUGACUCGGCCGAACGAGCAUAUGCCAAGAAGGCGAACAAAACUCUCAACGAGUCUUCUGCGGACGACGACUUGCUGGACCUCGACGAUGAGCUGCCGCCAGAGGACGAUGAGGAUGAGGAACUCACAGAGCAAGAACGUGUCGCCGCGGAAUUGAAAGCCGAGAAGAUUCUCUGCGAGCUGGCUGGCAAGCUUGUUAUGGCUGUGCUAGCCAAGGUUCUUGAUAACAGCGGGCCCCAUGCAGGCAUGCUGAGGAAGCGGAUGACGAGAAACAAGACGAAAUUGGGUCCUACAUUCAAGGAGGUCAUUUCGUACCUUGACGAGGAUCACCUGCGGGAGCUGCGAAGCAGCAAGAAGAAGGCGAGUGGGGCCAAGGGAUCCAAGCCCAAGGAGGCAAGCAAGAGGCCGGCCUUGUCCACCGAGCUUGUCAUUGACGACGACGAUGAUGACGAAGCUGCUGCUCCUCGGGCAGAGGAGGAUCCCUUCAACGACGACGAUGUAGAGGAGCCAGAGGAGGGCACAGUAGAAGAUCUUAGAAGGCGAGAGCUGCUGGAUGAUCCGAUCGAGGAUGAUGACGAGGCGGACGAGCCUGCUGCAGACCGCAUGGAGGAAGACUCGGUCAUUGGCGAUUGA